Messenger RNA from Passer montanus (Eurasian tree sparrow), 1939 nucleotides. It is a transcript of the gene SNTB2, whose product is annotated as syntrophin beta 2. Gene Ontology annotation, cellular component: intracellular anatomical structure; dystrophin-associated glycoprotein complex; synapse. Bases 40 to 1506 code for a protein of 488 amino acids. Lineage: Eukaryota; Metazoa; Chordata; Aves; Passeriformes; Passeridae. Gene Ontology annotation, molecular function: structural molecule activity; protein binding. The record is from RefSeq and is a predicted model, not a curated record. The transcript has 7 exons.
GCCCCUUACCCGGUGACCGGCGGCGGCGGCGGCGGCGGCAUGGCCGUGUGGACCCGGGCUUGCAAAACGGGGCUGCUGGAGCUGCUCCUGCGGGAGCGCUGGGUCCGCGUCUCGGCGGAGCUGACCGGGGAGACGCUGAGCUUAACGGCGGAACCGGGAACCGGCGAUCCGUCGGUGGUGAACGGCGUGGUGAACGGCAGCGCGGAGGCGGCGGCACCCGGCGGCGUGAGGAGGGUGCGGGUGGUGAAAGCGGAGGCGGGAGGGCUCGGGAUCAGCAUUAAGGGAGGUCGGGAGAAUCGGAUGCCGGUGCUGAUCUCACGGAUCUUCCCGGGACUGGCGGCGGAAAGGAGCGGAGCGCUCCGCUUAGGCGACGCCAUCCUCGCUGUUAACGGCGUCGAUCUCCGCGAUGCCACCCACGAUCAAGCUGUGCAGGCGCUGAAGAGAGCCGGGAGGGAGGUCAUCCUCGAAGUGAAGUUCAUGCGGGAGGUGACCCCCUACAUCAAGAAGCCGUCGCUGGUGUCAGACCUGCCGUGGGAGGGGGCGGCCCCGCAGUCCCCCAGCCUGAGCGGCAGCGAGGACUCGGGGUCCCCCCAGCACCAGGGCCCCCGUGACCGCAAGGUGAUCCCCCUCAAGAUGUGCUUCGCUGCCCGGAACCUCAGCAUGCCCGACCUGGAGAACAGGCUGAUCGAGCUGCACUCGCCGGACAGCCGGAACACGCUGGUGCUGCGGUGCCGGGACACGGCCACGGCCCACGCCUGGUUCAGCGCCCUGCACGCCAACAUCACCGCGCUGCUGCCCCAGGUGCUGGCCGAGCUCAAUGCCACGCUGGGCUCGGGCAGCCCCGCGGCCGGCGGCCGGGAGGUGAAGCACAUCGCCUGGCUGGCCGAGCAGGCACGCCUGGACGGCGGGCGGCAGCAGUGGCGGCCGGUGCUGAUGGCAGUGACAGAGAAGGACCUGCUGCUGUACGACGGGAUGCCCUGGACCCGGGACGCCUGGGCCUCGCCCUGCCACAGCUACCCGCUGGUGGCCACCAGGCUGGUGCACUCGGGCUCGGGGCGCCGCUCGCCCGCGCUGGGCUCGGAGCUGACGUUCGCCACGCGCACGGGCUCUCGCCAGGGCGUGGAGAUGCACGUGUUCCGCGUGGAGACCCACCGCGACCUGUCGGCGUGGACGCGCGUCCUGGUGCAGGGCUGCCACGCCGCCGCCGAGCUGGUCCAGGAGGUGACCGUGGGCUGCACGCUGGCCGGGCAGGAGGUGCAGCUCUCCAUCCACUACGAGGGCGGGUUCACCAUCUCGCGGGACGAGCCGGGCUCCAGCGUGCUCUUCCGCUACCCCUACGAGCGGCUGAAGAUGUCCGCGGACGACGGCAUCAGGACCCUCUACCUGGAUUUCGGGGGCCCUGAGGGGGAGCUGGCGCUGGACCUGCACUCCUGCCCCAAGCCCAUCGUCUUCGUGCUGCACACCUUCCUCUCGGCCAAAGUCACCCGCAUGGGGCUGCUGGCAUAGGUGCCCCAGCCCCCCCGCCCUGUCACCAGCCAGCCGGGGGUCACAGCGGGCCCCCCGACCUCUCCUGCCCCGUCGGUGCCUUGCUGGGGCCGGGCUCGCCGCCCUGAUCCUGCCGGGAACGCGGCAGGGCGGCUGCGGGGGGAGCCCCCGUGCCCCACAGCAGCGCUGCCAGCCCCCGUGCCCGGGGGUCGGGGCGCACACACCAGCUGUGACCCCCGGGGCUGAAGCCAUCGCUGAUCUCACCGCCUGUGCCUUGGGGCGGGGCCAGCUCGGCCCCCCCGCCCGGGGGACCCCCGGUGCCCCCAGCCCACCUCCAGGGGUGUCCCCCUGCCUGGGGGCUCCCCCAGAGAGGGCACGCUGUCCCCACACGGGACAGGGCUGCGGGACCCCCCUGUGCUGCAUGACAGGGUCUCCACGCCCUGCUCAGGGUGGG